UUUUGUUUCGUCUCGUCGAAGUAAAAAGGCAAUAAAUAUCCUCRAWUUUUGAUUCAUAACGUCCCUUAAARGAAAMUUUCCGAWUUCGGAUGYAUCUUUAGAGUUUUAACAAUACUGUAGCUGUCAGGUAGAAGUAAUUUAUUGGCAUUUUGUUAYCAUACGAUGUGAAAAAAUUUGUCAAUCUUUCUUGACGUCGCURAUAAUCAAGUCUCAAGAUGAGUAARUCUAGGCAAGAAAAAUCACGAACUCCAGCACAAACUGCUCCUCCACCUCCAGUUAGUAAUGACAUCGUACCAGGAAGAUUCACAGACUCUGACUGGCAUCAGAUGUUAGAGUCAGAAGAUGGAGAAGACUUUAUAUAYGAUAUUGUACAAGAAGUUGUGGAGUCCACAAUGGCUGUGCUUCAUGACCGGUAUAUUCAGAACCACACGUUACCCUACUCUGUACAAGAAGYUAAACAGUUGCUACUGGACAUUAUUGAGUGGCAAUUUUUAGCUUGUGAUGGUGGAGAAGAAAAUCCAGCAGAAGAUCCCACAUGGUUAGAGGAAGAUGAGCCUUUAGCACCUGUAACUGACUCAUGGGCACAAGGUUCUGUGCCAGUAGUGAUAGAGAGAUCAACAAGUGCUGCUAGUUCUACAGGCACUUCUGUUGCAUCAGAAGCAAACAGUGAGGACUCUUGUAUUGAGGAAGACAGACCAGGGGCUCCAGAGCCACCAUUUCAAAAUCUAAAGGUAUCAGAUACUCCAGUCUCMAUUACUAGUCCUCUUCAGCCAUCUGCUCAAGACACACCACAGAUUGAAACCAUCCAGCCUAGGCCACCCUCAAAGAAACAACCUGCUAUGAAGCAAAAGAAGCGUACUGGUCCAUUAAAGGCCCAUAGAGGGAAAUUGCCACCAUUCUCUGGUGUAGAUUUGACAUCAGUAACUGAUGUUCGAGUUAUGGAAGGCCAUGAUUUUAACCAGGGCGCACCAAAGCUAGAUGAGAAUGGAAUGGCUCUUUUAUCAUCWUCAACUUCAAUACUUAAGGCCAGCAGCUACUCAUCCAGUAUUAACAGCAGCUGGUAUUAUGAUCAAUAUGGACAUCAUGGAUGUUUUACCAGCACUGCUACCAGUCAGACCCAAUAUGGACGUCCACCUGGCAAUAAAGACGUAGUGUAUGACGAGAGAGGUAAUGUUAGAGCCGUCAUUAGGAUCAACCCAGAAAAACUACCAUCCCACAGGGUGCGCACAAAAUUCACAGUGGUUGACCAAGAGACUGAAGCCCUACAGUUGCGYAGCAAGAGGAAGACGGUAAAAUACACGGCAAGCAAGAAAGACACGACGAAGGGUAUGAAGACUGKUAAAGGCACUGGAGGAGGUCUUGAGGCUGCGAUCACUGUCGGUUCUAAUGAAGGGAUAAUAUACACCCAGAGUGCAGCAAUAACACCACUACCCCCACCUCUGGUUGAUUCCAUGGAUGUGAAUGCUGGUGUAAUCGUGCGGGAAGGAGAUGUCACAAGGAGAGGUCCAGUUCAGGCACCACGAAAGAUCGACAGACGCACGUCCCCGGCCCAWCUGAAACCCCUCGAUACUACGUCAUCAGCACGUGGUCUAUCCGAACAAAUCGCCAGGUCCUCUCCCAUAGUAAGACCRCUGUACCUAUCAGACCCAAUACCACCAAUACAUCCCCAGCCACACAGUCAGUCUGCCUAAACUAGACUCUAUCCCGCAUGGGAUAAUAAAAUAUACUAAUUUAUAAGGAGCUGUUUUUAAAAAUCAAGUACAUGAAAAUUGUAAAGGCAAAAGGAAAAGCAGUACUGCAAACAAAAACAAAAUAAAUAAAUAAAUAAAUAAAUAUCAAUUUUACAUCAGUUGAAAUAAUUUUCCAUUUUUUUAUUUCAAUUGUACAACUCGGAGUUUAUCUUAUUUGUUCCUAUGGAAGUCCUUCAGAAUAUCUGUGUUUGAUAUAAAGUGGUGUGUGUUUUUGCUUCAUUUGUUGAAUAUUGACAGGAGCAGACUUUAAUUGAUACCCACCAGAAGGUUGAAUGAAAAUUUACAUUUAGAAAAGAAACAAGUACUCGUUAGUGAGAACCAACGAAACGAAAAGAUUGUAUAUAUUAAUCAGGCUKUAAAUAAAUGGCUGUGUUUUCUUGUA
Actinia tenebrosa (Australian red waratah sea anemone) is the source of this 2133-nucleotide messenger RNA. RefSeq lists its product as uncharacterized. The record is from RefSeq and is a predicted model, not a curated record. Lineage: Eukaryota; Metazoa; Cnidaria; Anthozoa; Actiniaria; Actiniidae.